Nilaparvata lugens (brown planthopper) is the source of this 4410-nucleotide messenger RNA. RefSeq names its product sensory neuron membrane protein 1-like. Gene Ontology annotation, cellular component: cytoplasm; membrane. The transcript is spliced from 6 exons. Gene Ontology annotation, molecular function: scavenger receptor activity. Bases 1 to 873 code for a protein of 290 amino acids. Lineage: Eukaryota; Metazoa; Arthropoda; Insecta; Hemiptera; Delphacidae. The record is from RefSeq and is a predicted model, not a curated record.
AUGCUGCUGGAACAAAAGAAAAAUGGUACGGCGGACGAAGCCCGCCUGACAGUGAAACGGGGCUCGCAGAACAUCAAGGACCUCGGCCGUGUGGUGGCGCUGAACGGUAAGGCUGAGAUGAAGGUGUGGGAUGGACCAGAGUGCAAUCAGAUAGAGGGAACUGACACCACUAUCUUCCCGCCCUUCACACAGCCCAGCGAAGACUUGACAUCAUUUUCGCCCGAUGUUUGCAGAUCAAUGGGAGCCAAAUACCAGAGACCAUCCUCAUACAAGGGCAUCAAGACCAACUUCUACACAGCCAGCCUGGGCGACAUGUCCAAGAAUCCUGAAGAGAAGUGCUUCUGUCCCACUCCCACCACAUGUCAUAAGAAGGGCAUCUUUGAUAUCACCAAGUGCACAGGAGCUCCAAUCUGGCUGUCACUGCCACAUUUCUAUGAUACAGAUCCAUUCUACUUGUCUCAAGUCGAGGGAUUGAGUCCUGAUAUAGAAAAACAUCAGAUCUUUGUUGAAUUUGAACCGUUUACAGGCACGCCAUUGGCUGCUAGGAAGAGAAUGCAGUUCAACAUCCCCAUUCACAAAAUCAAGAAAAUCGAACUGAUGAGGGAGCUACCCGACGCUCUCCUUCCAAUUUUCUGGAUCGAAGAGGGUCUAGAACUGGGCGACGAAUACAUCGACCUAUUGGAGAACAAGCUGUUCCGCACGAUGCGAAUGGUGGGCGUGGCCAGAUGGGUGAUGCUAAUCGUCGGAUUGGCUAUGAUUGGCAUCGGAGGCUACGCCUACUUCGCCAACCCUCAGACUGUGGACCUAGUCAAGCAGCCGGGACCGCCUCCAUCCGAGAAGCACAGCGCUAGCAGUGUGUCACCUCGCUACUAAUAAGCAGGGUUUCAUAAGUGAUCUACACUUGACAUCAGUGUGAAACCUUGCUACUGAUAAACUGUGUUUCAUAAGUGAAUUAUUGCAAAGUUUUCAAGCUGUAUAAUUAUAUUAUUCAUAGCUGUAUAAUUCCAGCUUCGGAGAAUUGCUCACUGAUAGAAGGAUUUCCCUGUCCAAAAAUUAGUCCUUAUAUUACUAUAAAAUUCAUUAGAAAUUGCGGUUAUCCAUUUGCUUGAAUACUAUUAUCAUAGUGAAACGAUAGCAUAAGGUGUUGUUUCUACGUUAUAAGGUAUUGUUUUGUAUGCAUAAGGUAUGCGUACCUUUCUUAUUUUAUUGUACACAUAAGGUAUUGUUUUUAUUUUUACGCUAUUGUUUCUCUAUGCCAUUACUGUAUAAUGAUUAUUUCAAAUGUUUAAUGAGUGCUAUAUGAAUAGAACUAAGGACUUCUGCCACUGCAUUUAUUAGAAUAUAAACCACAUUUACCUCGCACUUUAAAUGAAAUUUUCUAUAACUAUCAUUCAAGGCCCACUGCAAAUACAUAUGUCACAUAUCGACUGGAGAGCAGAAGGAGAUUUAAAGGAUAACUUAUUGUUCAAAAACUUUGAUUCCCGGUCUGGCAAAGUUUUCGGACAGUUUCAAUUUUUAAAUUCCCUCUUGCUAUUUAUUUAUUUUAUUUUUUGUGCAACCAGGUCUCAGUAUUUAGUUCUCCAGUCAAUAAAUGCAGUAGAAGAAGUCCUCAUUUCUACCCAUAAAGCUUCCAUUGAAUAUUUGAAUUAACUUUUAUACAGUAAUCAUCAUAAAAAUAUUAGUAGAAGUCAUCUAAUAAACAUAGAGUUGUCUGGAGAGAAGAAUUAUGAUGAAGAUAUUGAUCCCUCACCAAUAAUCAGUAGGCUAUAAUAAACUUUUGAAAAAAAUUGGAAAUGUUUGGAAUACAUUAAUUUCAAAUUGCUAUUUUAGGCGAUUGACAAGAGCUACUAUCUAGGGAUAUGGGCAAUUCUUCACCAAAGUAACAAACUCCAAUAAUAAAUUCACAAUUAUGAAUGUGAAAAAUCGCUCUUUAGAAAAACAAAUCAAAACUGUAAUCCCACAUCGACUUGAUGGAACCUAAUAUAAAUUACGGAAUUCUAACCAGAAUUUUUGAAAUUUCAUGUAUUUAAGUAUGUAAUUUUUGUAUAGUUUUUAAAAUCAAAGAGAUGAUAACCAAACAGCUAAUAAAAGAAUAGUCUUGAUCAUAGAUUCUGAAUAAUUUCUCCACUAAAACUCAAGUCUAGAAAUCACAGACCAUGAUAAAUGAACAAUUGCUUACCAUAGAAACAGAUUCAAAUAAUAUUUAGAACUAUAUAAUUUGUAUUGUGAUUUUUUGCUCCAAAAAAACUGAAAUUUUUGGAACUAGAGAGAGUUGAUUGUGAGAUUUUUCUGACCAAAUGAACAAAUUACUAAGUCAUACAGCAUAAGUUAGAAAUAUUUGCUCAUGAAAGGAAAAAGGAUUGCAAAUAAAUCAAACAGCAUAGGUUAGUAUUAUAGAUUUAUGAUAAUUUAAUAUGUGGUUAUGGAUAUGGCAUUUUAUAAUAAUAUAUCAUCCCUGAAUUAUACCACAGCCAUCUUUAAUACAUUAGAGGUGGCUAUGAUUAUACUCUUAUCAUACGAGAACAUGAUAAAACAGUUGAAGGGGUUAUAACACAAGGGGUCCAAGUGACAUAUUGUUAGUUUCGAGAAAAUUGAGCCUAAAGUUUACUUACAUUAAUUAGUUCUUCAUUCAUGACAUGAAUAUAGAAAUGAUAUUCACCUAUUCCUAUAACUAUUCAGUGUACUUUUACCAAAUCAAACGUACAGUUUCAUGUCUCAAAUUGCUCUCCUUUCUCAAUUAUCAGCUAAAUAGUGAUAAGAAGUAUCACUUGUACCCCUUGUUUACCAAACAAAGCUCUAUUGUCUAGCUACACAUAAAUCUAUCAAAUUUACCAGCAAUUGAACAAUGAUUAAUGACCUCAUUGCAAUAUUAUCUAAUUCACUAAUUGGUUCUUGAGGUAUCUUCUGCUUGGUGACAUGGCUUAAUCAAGGUUAAAUUAAAUUUUAUGGAUACGAGCAGCCGUUGUCCCGUAAACAAGGGAUCCAAGUCACUUGGAACCCUUGUUUAAUCAAAUAAACAGCUGUUACCAGGUUUUACACCAGAUUUCAGCACUGAUUAGACUUACGCUUAUACCUCUUGUAUACUAGAUUCUUACCACUUUCAGCUAUCGAUUACUGUAGCUAACACAAAAAAAUGAGAAAUGUCACUUGGACCCCUUGUAUUCUGACCCCCUCAGUUGAUAAACUAAUUUUCUAAUCCUUCAAAAUCCUGGAUUCUAAAAUCCAAAAACAUAAUUAUCAGUCACUCAUUAUUGACGUCCUGAGUUCACUGUUUAUUCCCCAUUAUUUACUGAUUUUUUAAAUCAAAUUGAUGACCAAUUAAGAGUAUACUGUUUAAGGUUUAGGAGUGAAUUUAUACUCAUAAUAUUUCUACGGAUGAUCAUUUUCUUUAAUCAGGUUGUCAACCCACUAUUUUUCUUUCAAGCUUUAUAAUAUCCUGUAACAUAGUCUAGUACUCACGAAUUAUGAAUAAUAAUAAUAAUUGUAUAUUGGAGUAAACACUGAAUGCUAGAGAAUACACGGAAAAUCCAACUAGUGUAGGCCUAUAUUAUCAUAGAGAAAGGAUAAGCGUAAGUUUUGUUUGUCUCUGUUUGUUUAUAAACAAAUUAUUUGUUUGUCUCUGAUAUUAUUGAUUCAUAAGUUAUCUAUCUUGUAUAGUUAUAUAGAGGUAUAAUAGCAACAAAUUGUCAUAUAGACCUAUUGUCUUUUUAUAGACAUUCAAUGUUUGAUAUCAAGAAAUACCGUAUUUAGGUUUUGAAAAAUGAGUGGAAAGUGACCAAGUAACACCAUUCGAAUGAUGUUUGGUACCUAAACUAUCUAAUAAUGUUAGGUACCAAUUUCUAAUUAUAUUAUUAUAAUUAUCUUAUUAUAAGAAUGAGAUGAUCAAUGUUGAGUUAAUAUAUAAUACUAGUUUUCAUUGUCACAAAUAAUCACGAUGAUCGAGAUCUAUAUACAUAGGUUCAAUAUACUAUCACUUUUCAUCAUAAUAUACUUUGUUGGAACAAAUUUAUGACAAUCAUAUUGCAUACAUUUUAUUGGAUUUCUGCAGGAAUCUUAGCGCAGAAUACAAUAUACAUUACUGUAUUUUCCGAGAGCACCAUUAACAUAAUUUCCAUAUAAUUAUAAUAUACAUACGGUACCAUAAUAAUGCUCAAUUUUUAUUGAUAUUCAAAAUUGUUUGAUUGAUUGCAAAUCAUAGUUCGAUAUACUGGCUUCUAAUUUGUCAUGUGUCCUACAUAUUUAUGUGCCUUAGAUAUUAUGUGAUACAUGUUACGAUGAGGUGUUAUAGUUUGAAGUGUUGAUAAGUAUUGUUGAUAGUAGCUUAGAAGAGAAAAAAAUAGAGAGAAAAAAUAUUUUGUGAUGUUUGAAAGUAUUUUGUGUAAUAAAAUUAUACAUUAGUUAUGUGCUCCA